AUGGGGACAGUAGAGAAAGCUUUGACUGAGAAGCUGUCAGGUCUGUCAGUAGGGACAGACUUCAUUCCUGAGACAGAUGUGGUAAAAGAUUCUGGAUCAAAACGAAGGAGAGGCGGGAUGCAUCUUGAGGCAGACUUCGGUGGAGAGCAAGACUGUGGCAUUGAUUCCAGGGGAGCGAUGUCAGGGGUAGAAAGCUCUUGCGAGGAAGUGAAGCAAGAGUUGACAGAAAAUUCAUAUCGACCGUCUUGCUCCAACUUGAAGUUGCAGGAAAGGCAGGAAGAGGAGGCUGCUCUAUGUACUGAACACUCCGAUGACCUUCCCGACGGGUUUCUCUCCAUCUUACCAUACGCAGAUUUGAAAUCUCUUCUCACGCUCGAGAGGGUAAGCAAGCAAAUGCGCAGCCGAGUGAAUGAUGUUCUGGUGUGGAGAAAGUUAGAGGUUGAUCGCCCUCUAAACAGGGCCCUUACAGAUGACAUUCUUAUGACCCUUGUCAAGAGGGCAGGUGGAUUACUGAAGAGUAUGAGACUCGUCACAUGUUUAUGGAUCACUGAUGAAGGAUUAGCCAAUGCGCUAUCACUCUGUCCCCAGCUUGAGAAGCUGGACGUCCCAGGAUGUAUACAGCUCAAUAUUAAUGCCCUUGUGCAUACGGUGGAGCAGCACUGUGCAAUGAGUCGAUCGAAAGGGAUGAGCGGUAUCAAACAGUUGCAAAUCCUUGGAAAAUUUAAAAUCCAGGAGCAGAACGAGUUCACUAAGAGAGAUAUGAUAUUGAGAGCAAACGGACUUUUAACGAACACUUGGCCUCUUUACCAAUCACCGACCACUUGGCCUGUGUACCUGUCCUCAAGUACCAUUGAUGACGAUCGAGCUAAGGAUGUUGAGAUGUGUCCCAUGUGCGACUCACAUUAUGCGACGGUUGUGUUCGACUGUACGAGGAAAAGUUGUCAGAAUGCAGCAAGGGUUGACCCCAUCAAAGCUUGCCGGGAUUGUUUCAUUUCUUUGCCGAGUUGUAGUGGCUGCGGUACUUGCUUGCUUGUGGAUGACGAGGAGUUUAAGAGGGCCUGCUGCCGGCGCUAUGUUUGUUUCAGCUGCUGGGCGCAGUCGCCCAAGUGCGCCAAAUGUAACACCGCCAUUUGCCGGAGGCACAAGAAGGAUUUCAUGCAGAGGACCACUCUUAGCGCCUCGUCGGGGGUGUGUGAGAGGUGCGCAAAAGGUUGGGAAAAAGAAAAUGAUUUCAGCGAAAUAACAGAGCUUUGUUUAGCUUUAUUUUCGGAUCCUUGGGAACCUUUAGAUUUUAUUUCGUACCUUUGGGGUGUAGGAUAG
Messenger RNA from Marchantia polymorpha subsp. ruderalis, 1320 nucleotides. Lineage: Eukaryota; Viridiplantae; Streptophyta; Marchantiopsida; Marchantiales; Marchantiaceae. The record is from the annotation of a GenBank genome assembly.